AUGCUUUUUCGCUCGCCCUGCCCAGGCUUGUCACGCCCACUAUGCACAGAGAAGCUACUCAGCACUUUGAUCUUCUCCCUCUGGACCGUGCUCUGCAUUGCCGGACCGGGACAUGUCAAACAGGACGAAACGCCAGUGAUGUGGCGCUACGUCUGGCUCGAGCAAGUUCAGCAAUGCGCAGGCACAGCUCAGAUCAUCAACUACGAUGACAGGUCAAAGGUUUCUGUGCCAUUCACGGAGCUUGUGCACAGUUUUGGUGGAUCUGCACAGCUCGCUGCAAAUUUGCUCACUUCGAUGGUAGUCUCCAAAUUGCCGCAGAACGCUCGGAUCGUCAUUCUGGAUACAAGAGAGACCGAGGAAGAUUAUGAGUAUGACUACAGCCUUCGUAUCGAUGCCAAUGUCCUCCAAGAGUCCGAUUCCACGGAGCCAACAGAUGAAGAUCAGACGAAGAUAUCUCCCUGCUGCUCGGCAGAGCUCAAGAUGAAGCUCACGCUGCAGGUUUUGUGGGCCGAACUGGAGACGACUUCUGCCCAAUAUGAGGUUGCAUGCGGACCAUAUGUCGAUCUUUGCAUUUCGCGCUAUCCGACCUAUGUCGAAUGGACCUGCCAGGCCGCAAACAAAAUCCGUCUGAGUAAGCUUCAGGAGGACGAGACGAUCGCAACGAGCUUGACUGCGCACAACGCUGAGGAUAACAGCGAGCAAGUCUGCGAGGCACACUGCAUGCUCUUGAUUGAGCGAGGCUUGCUGCCAGCCGGCGGUCCAUUCAGCGCUAGCCCGGUGUGA
Messenger RNA from Mixia osmundae IAM 14324, 783 nucleotides. RefSeq lists its product as uncharacterized. The coding region runs from base 1 to 783 and encodes 260 amino acids. The transcript has 6 exons. Lineage: Eukaryota; Fungi; Basidiomycota; Mixiomycetes; Mixiales; Mixiaceae. The record is from RefSeq and is a predicted model, not a curated record.